AUGAAGUACGGUCUCCCUUUCGAGGACUUCAUCAGCGGACGGGAUCUAGAUGGAACCGAUGCAAGGACCCAUCACAAGGGCAUAUGCUUGCUGGGACCGCCCCUUCUGACACAACAUGCCACUUUCCCAACGCGACAGUACUGCGACGGGAUUACUGGAGAGAUCCUCGACUUGAUCGAGGAUCAGCAGCUUAGCAAACUCAACGACAACAACUCUUACCCGGGCCUCUCCUUCCUCUGUCGCUCGGGCGAUGUCCAGGGGUAUCUCCGGGAGAUAGAACUUGACCCACAUAUUGUCGACAUCGCUAGUACUGAUAUCAGGCUACUUGCUCCUUUCUACAGUCAGCCUGUGAGACUCCUACGUCAGCCUAGAAGGAUGGCAGGCUGGGUUACUAGCGUCGUCCUGGCUUACGUUACAUGUAUCUACCUGUUGGCCAUCGACUUUGCCUCGUUGAUCCGGAAGACCGGAUCGGGCGGGUUCACAAAGGCCGCAAUUAUCCACUACCAUCGACUACGAGAGUGGCUCGAGUUCGCUGUACAGAUCUGCCUCUACUCAAUCCUCACCCGAAUGAUCGCCAGCAUGAGUGCCCACCCUCGAGUUGCUCUCUUCACAAAUACUCUCCGCUCCGCCCAAAGCGAGAUAGUUAAUUUCUCCCUCUCCUUCGCUGUACUUUACUUUGGUUUGGGACUUAUCGCCUGGCUCAGUUUCGGAGGCAUCAUGGAUGAGUUCUCAACCUAUUCCGCCACCCUCUGGACGCAGUUCUAUAUACUGUCCAGCGGUCAAUGGUUCGACUCCUGGGAGAAUGACUGGUGA
This is a messenger RNA of Perkinsus marinus ATCC 50983, 813 nucleotides long. RefSeq lists its product as hypothetical. The coding region runs from base 1 to 813 and encodes 270 amino acids. Lineage: Eukaryota; Perkinsozoa; Perkinsida; Perkinsidae. The record is from RefSeq and is a predicted model, not a curated record. The transcript is spliced from 6 exons.